UUUUACUAAAAAAAAAAAUUGAUAGAGUAAUUAGUUUGAAAGUCAAAUAUAUAAAAUGAAAAAAAAAAUUUCAAUUUUCUAAAAACAAAUUAGACUCAUUUAAAUAUAAAUAGUCUAAAAAGAGAAAAACUGGAAUACAUGUCAAUUUUGGAUAAAUUUUAAAAAUAAAUUAUAUAAUAAUUGCCUCGUAAUUAUAUGAUAGUUUCUGUUGUGCAGAGGAAAUAGGAACAGAGAUCGUGAGAGUCGUUCCACAGCAAACACGUUUACUGCCACGUGGCAGACCAAAUGUGCCACGUGUGGAACUGCAUGCAAUUUCACUUUCGAGCUUUAAAACCCCACAACUAAACAAAACGUACUAAAGCCAGCCCAUAGUGAUCAGUGUGUGUGUGUGAAGAGAGAGAGAAAAUGAAAGGCGUGAACAUGUCAACCCAUAGAGAGAUACCAGGCGAGGCCACUCACACCGGCACGGCCCUCCUCGAGACCGCCACAGCCACCAUCCAAGGCUUCGAACCCGUCAACAAAAUCCACCAACACCUCUGCGCAUUUCAUUUUUAUGCGCAUGACAUGACACGGCAAGUGGAGGCUCACCACUUCUGUGGGCACCAGAAUGAGGAAAUGAGGCAGUGUCUCAUAUACGACAGCCCCGAAGCCGAUGCCCGGCUCAUCGGUCUGGAGUACAUUGUGUCCGAGGACUUGUUUUUGACGCUGCCGGACGCGGAGAAGUGCAUGUGGCACUCCCACGAGUACGAGGUGAAGAGUGGGAGGCUGUUCAUGCCGGGCAUUCCCGGCGCGAUCCAGCGCAAGGAUAUGGAGAAGGUUUGCAAGACUUAUGGCAAAGUGUUCCACUUCUGGCAGGUUGAUAAGGGUGACAAUCUCCCUCUUGGGUUGCCACAAGUGAUGAUGGCUCUCACUAGGGAUGGCCAGGUUUAUGAGCACCUUGCGGAGGAUCUGGAGAAGCGUUACAAUAUAUCGAUGGAGGAGGAGAGAAAGAACCGGGUGCACAUGACAGGGCCAGCGCAUGGUAUACAUCCACUGGCGAAUGGUGGUGGCAAAGGACUGAAGACAGUGCUGAGGGAGGUGGACUGCAAGCCAGUUGAUUCUGUUCCAAGGGUCUUUGUUUGA
This is a messenger RNA of Cornus florida, 1122 nucleotides long. RefSeq names its product oil body-associated protein 1A-like. Bases 406 to 1122 code for a protein of 238 amino acids. The record is from RefSeq and is a predicted model, not a curated record. The transcript is spliced from 3 exons. Lineage: Eukaryota; Viridiplantae; Streptophyta; Magnoliopsida; Cornales; Cornaceae.